Haliotis rubra (blacklip abalone) is the source of this 1777-nucleotide messenger RNA. Its product is annotated as T-complex protein 11-like protein 1. The coding region runs from base 163 to 1698 and encodes 511 amino acids. The record is from RefSeq and is a predicted model, not a curated record. Lineage: Eukaryota; Metazoa; Mollusca; Gastropoda; Lepetellida; Haliotidae. The transcript has 10 exons. Gene Ontology annotation, biological process: signal transduction.
CGUAAACAAGCUUCGCGUACCCCAGCUCUCAUUGUCCAGGGGUUCCAGAUAUUUCUACAAUAUUCGAAAGGAUUAGGCGAAUAUUCGUCACUCCUUGGUCUCACACAAACGCCCCGACAGUCAGAAAGACGUGCUCCUGAGUGAAUCCUAAAAUCAUCUGCCAUGGCAGAAAAAGGAGAAAACAGCCCUGAAACUUUGAACAACUCAAUCGACGCCGAGGUGAAUUCUGAUGGGGAUGAAAACGGCCUGAACAGUUCAAACAGUGAGAUAGAUAGCAAGAAACGACGAACACAGACUCCAAGUCCCCACCCAACUGGUGUUCCGGGUUUCAUGGCAGCAGCUUCUCCCCCGAAGUUUGUGUCGUUUGAGCAGCUGAUGGAGGCAGCCAAUGGUGUGCGAAACAUGACACUUGCCCAUGAGAUUGUGGUUGAUGGCGACUUCAAACUGGACACUCGCAAGCCACAGAAAGACAGUGUUCAUUCACAAGUACAGGAAGUGGUACACAAGGCAUUUUGGGACUUGCUGCGUGAGGAAAUUAGUCAGGACCCUCCAGAAUUCAAAAGGUCGCUGGUUCUCAUUGAAGAAAUAAAGGAGGUCUUGUUGUCACUGUUGCUACCCCAGCAUGUCCGAUUACGAGCCCAAGUAAAUGAAGUACUUGACCUUGAGCUCAUAGAGCAAAAGAUGGAGAACGAAGCAUUUGACAUCCACUACUAUGCCGAAUAUGUAAUUGGCAUCAUGGGCCGGCUGUGUGCCCCCCUCAGGGAUGACCAGAUCGCCAAGCUCAAGGAGCAGAAGGAAAUUGUGCCACUCUUCAAGGAGAUAUUUGAGGUUUUAGACCUGAUGAAGAUGGACAUGGCCAACUUCACGAUCCAGCAGAUGAGGCCCUACCUUCAGCAGCAGAGUGUGGAGUACGAGCGCAACAAGUUCCAGGAGUUCCUCAAGACUCAGGAUGAACAUGGAACAGAUGGCUUGCAGUUCACUAAAGUGUGGCUGAAGCGAAGCUUUGAACAACUUCUGGCUGAGGAAGAAUCUUCCGGAGAGGGAGCCACUGUAGGGUCAAAGGUCACACCAGCAUCUAUCAUGAAUGAGGCAUACAUGGAACUUCUACAGUGGAAUGAUGACCAGAUGUUCCCAGAGACUCUACUGAUGGACCAGGGCCGUUUCCUGGAGCUACGUGACAAGACACGCCAGCUGACCCUGAUGGCGUCCGUGUUGCUGGUAACAUACAGUACUGUAGGAGCACCCAUAGCAGGGAUACAGGACCUCAAGACUACACUCAAGUCCAAUAUACUCACUGUCAUUGCAGCAGAGAAAGAUUUCAAGAAAGUAAUUGUGAAUGUGGCCGACCAGGUGAAGAAAGAUGUAAACGAGUGCCUUGUGAAGCACGGCUUCUCUCAGCUGGAUGGGGAGAAAGAGAAGUUUCUCAUUGGGCAGAUCUCAGAUGUUGCUGCUGAAGAUCAUGCUGUCACUACAGUCAUGCACAAAAGGAUCUGUUCAUUCAUCAAAGGCUCCAUCACUUCCCGCCACACGGAGCCGCUGAAGGUUCCGGCAGGCUACUCUGCCUUCCAGACAGAACUCAGCCAGAUGCUGGGUCGCUUCCUGCGUCUUGUCUCCCACAACAGGUCCGUGUUCGGCAUGCACUAUGCCAACAUCAUCGGUUCCCUCAUCCGCAAACAGCAGGACCUGUCUCCAAGAUAAACAACCAAAGGAACAGCUCGUCACUCAAACAUCUACAAGAAAACAAAUUAUUUGUUCCAGACAAGUUCAUCAGUUACUC